GGGUUGGGAGAUCUUGUUCAAGCCGAACGGGCAUUGCGUAUCGCGUUAGCCUACGAGUCCAAUCAUCCUGAGGCGUAUACAAAUUUGGGUGUUCUUGCCGAGUAUCGAGACGACACGGAUUCGGUAAGUCGGUAA
Echinostoma caproni is the source of this 135-nucleotide messenger RNA. The record is from the annotation of a GenBank genome assembly. NCBI's taxonomy places the organism in Eukaryota, Metazoa, Platyhelminthes, Trematoda, Plagiorchiida, Echinostomatidae.